Molecule: messenger RNA, 563 nt
Organism: Rhinolophus ferrumequinum (greater horseshoe bat)
Lineage: Eukaryota; Metazoa; Chordata; Mammalia; Chiroptera; Rhinolophidae
Gene: GUCA2A
Product: guanylate cyclase activator 2A
Exons: 3
Coding region: 30-365 (111 amino acids)
Cellular component (GO): extracellular region
Molecular function (GO): guanylate cyclase activator activity
Source: RefSeq, a predicted model, not a curated record
CACUCCUCUCUCUCUCAGGCACCGCUGCCAUGAACACCUUCCUGCUCGCCACACUGUGCCUCCUGGGGACCUGGGCAGCCCUGGCAGAGGGCGUCACUGUGCAGGAUGGAAAGUUCUCCUUUUCUCUGGAGUCAGUGAAGAAGCUCAAGGACCUCCAGCAGUUCCAGGAACCCAGAAUUUGGAGUCACAGGAAGUUUGGUGGACCCAGCGUUCCCACCGUCUGUAGCGAUUCUAAGUUUCCGGAAGAACUCAAGCCUCUCUGCAAGGAGCCCAAUGCCCAGGAGAUCCUCCAGAGGCUGCAGGCCAUCGCUGAGGACCCCAACACCUGUGAGCUCUGUUCCUAUGCUGCCUGUGCUGGAUGCUAGAACAGCAGGGGCUCGCUGCCUUCUGCCUCUUCCCUGCAGAAUGCUCCGAGUCCUGGCAGCUCACUCUACCUUGCCCCCUGAAUGGUGGAUUGAGGAGAGAACAACCUGGGGAGGCCCAGCUCCUGACUCCAUCUGAACUGCUGGGUGUCUUCUCAAGACCUACUCCAACCUUCAGCCAAUAAACCAGAUUCCAGAGUA